AUGAAUGCGGGAAACACGGAUCGCCGACGGCGCAUCCGUGAGCAGCUGCGUGAGUUCUACGGUGACCCCACAGCAAGCCGGGAGCGGCACUCAAUGGAAUGCGGCAAGGCAGGGACGUCGCCGGAGAUGGACGUGGACUCAGAGUUCUUCAACGUCAACAAGUACGUCACCGAUCUCCUGCGUCGGGAGAGUCUCAAGGAACUCGUAGAGACGGACACACAGCUGCUCCGCACCGUCCGCCACCUUGACGGGGAGCUGCAGGAGCUGGUGUACCAGAACUAUGCCAAGUUUAUCUCCGCAACCGACACCAUUCGUGAGAUGCGAGAAAACAUCACGGAGAUGGACGCCAAGCUGCAGGCUCUCUCCAGCAAUGUUGAGAACAUUGAUGCGGUGUCGAAGAGCGUUACGGACAAGCUGCAGUUGCACCGGAGUCGGAUUGAGGAUAUGAUUUUAACCAACCGCAUGCUGCGGAAAGUGCAGUUUCUUGUGGAGCUUGCGGACAGGAUGCGUCGACUUAUUGAGCGGCAGGAGUACAUGGCGUGCGUGAGGUACUGGGUCGUCGGUGACAGUUUCUUCGCAAAGCACACACAUUUAUCGAGUAUUACGAAGAUUCAUAGCGAGUGCAGGGUUUUGGCGGGGCAGCUGUAUAGUAAGCUGCAGGAAACCGUCGUCACCACUUCCCUGGAUGAUCCGGAGGCGAUGGAUGUUAUCCGUUGCGUUGUGGAGGACAUGCGUCUUAUGCGGGCCACCUCACUCUUCGCAGGUGCGGCGGCGGAGGAGGGAACGGCAACAACAGGUACCACAGGCGACACCUACGCGUCAUUUGAGGCGGAGAUUCUGGACACGUUGAUGAGGAACGUCAGUGGUGGCUUUGCGGCGGGGGUUCAAGGCGUCAAUAGUGCCAUCCGGGCAGCCCUGGCUGUUCCAAAUUUUGCCUCAAUGGAUCGCGCGCGUUGGACGGACGUCUUAGAGCACGCCCACCUGCAGGAGGCGCUGGCGCAACUGAAGAGCCUCUGCGCCCUCUUCCACUCCAACAGUGAGAGGGUGUACAGUUUGUUUAACCGCGAAAGUGGCCCCACCGUUGCGUUGCGAAUUGUCGAGGAGGUGCAGCCGGUCCUCAUCGACAUCAUGGCACCCAUUACCACCCACAUGAGCGAACUGUUCAUCGCCAUGGUGAGUGCCUUUUGCUCGGAUGGUGCAGGGGUGUUAACGAGGCCAGCCAUGGUUGACAGUGGGAUCAAUGCCAUCUUUACCACCUUGGCAAAGCGUCUCAAGUACUACUCUAGCACGCUGAAAACGUUGGGGGUGAACUACCUUGAUAAUGCGCACAGCCAGCAAAGUAGACAGUACGCGGCGCUCGUGGAUCAGUCUGUGCUGGACAUCUUUCAACGCCUUUUGGCGGCCUUGCAGUCGAAACUCACAGAGGGGGCAAGCGUCCCCGACACCAUUGCGUCUAACAACAAUUCAAAGGACUCGGCCUUCACACAACUGUUUCAGUUUUGUAUGACGCGCUUUGUGUUUGCCCACGCUGCCACUGCCGCUGAUGUGUUUGGUCUCGCAUCUCUCAUUGGCACCGAUACUCUGCAGCAUAGCGAUGUGGCCGGGGUGCAGCGACGUUGCACGUACGUUGCGCGGGCAUUCUCGCAUCGUGGUAUCCUCCUUCUUGGUCAGCUGCAUCUUAACUGGGUUGCCGCGGCAUCAUUUCCGAUGGAUGCGGUGGACCCCACAUCCGCGGCAGCGCCCAAUUUUGGUGUCGCCUACGCACUGUGUGAAUUUGUGCAGCAGUUGGGCACUAUAUACGCCCUCCUGCGGGAUGGGGUUCUUGCGGGUGGGGCGGUGAAGGAGCGACGUAGCGUGGACAGUGCAAUGGGUGGUGGCACGAGACGGUACACGAAUGCAGGCAGUGGCCGAAGCAGUAGCAGGGCUGCCUCGCGAAAGUUGGUGGUGACGUUCGUGCGGGAAACGGAUAACGCCCUGCAAAGCACCGUGGACCGCAUUUUUUCGAAGCAGUCGCGGAACAACACGGAGCUACGAACGCUUCCACACGAAAUUGGGGCUGCCUCCGUGGUGACUGCAGUGACUGUGUACGUUCUAAAGGGCCUGAUUGAAUACGUGCGGAACAAAUCCUUCACACGUAACGGCUUUCAAUGUGUGCAAAUCAGCUGCACCUUUCUCCUGCAUGCGUUGACACCUCCUGCACUGCCAGUUUCACCUGGUGCAUCCGGCGCCGAGGGUGGCAUGUCCCUCUUGUCCUCGUUGGCGGAGUGGCAGGGUGACUGCAGGGACGACAGAAUGCUAAAAAUUGUGCCGCAGCUUCUUAACGAGUGCUGCACAUCUGCGUACGAGCGUUGUAGAGAAAAGGCCCCACUGACGUCGGUGGUGGUGGAUAAACUAGUGAGCUCCGCCCUUGAGAAUACGCAGGUGACCUCCCCGCUUUUCUGA
This is a messenger RNA of Trypanosoma rangeli, 2442 nucleotides long. RefSeq names its product Vps51/Vps67 protein. Lineage: Eukaryota; Euglenozoa; Kinetoplastea; Trypanosomatida; Trypanosomatidae. Gene Ontology annotation, cellular component: GARP complex; EARP complex; membrane. Bases 1 to 2442 code for a protein of 813 amino acids. Gene Ontology annotation, biological process: lysosomal transport; retrograde transport, endosome to Golgi; Golgi vesicle transport. The record is from RefSeq and is a predicted model, not a curated record. The transcript has a single exon.